Messenger RNA from Torulaspora delbrueckii, 456 nucleotides. It is a transcript of the gene FYV7, whose product is annotated as Fyv7p. Bases 1 to 456 code for a protein of 151 amino acids. Gene Ontology annotation, cellular component: nucleolus. The record is from RefSeq and is a predicted model, not a curated record. The transcript has a single exon. Gene Ontology annotation, biological process: rRNA processing. Lineage: Eukaryota; Fungi; Ascomycota; Saccharomycetes; Saccharomycetales; Saccharomycetaceae.
AUGGCUACCGCAAAACAGCAACAUAAUAGAAAGAAGUUCACCAAGGAAUAUAAAGUCAAAGAGAUCCAGAAGAACCUGACGCAGAAGGCAAGAUUGAAAAAAGAAUACUUGAAAGCUCUGAAAGAAGAAGGGUAUUCAGUUCCUGAGAAAAAUCAUAAUGGGAAGUCAAAAGAUGAGAUCAGAAAGUUAAAGGUAGGACUGCGAGAGAAAGGUCAGAAGAAACUGGACGAGAAGAAAGAAAUCAAGAAGGAAAGGAAGAAAGAACAGCGAGAAGAUGCUGAAGCACGUAGAAGAAAAGAAUUGGAAGAUAUAAAACAAGUCAAGAUCAAGAUGGACGAGCGUGAAAGAAGGAAGAAGAGGCUAUCUAAGAAAACGAGAACAGGUCAACCGCGUAUGGGGCCAAAAAUUGAUGAUUUACUAAGUAAGAUCAAGGAGGAUGAUACUUAUACAAGGUAG